This is a messenger RNA of Lotus japonicus, 1062 nucleotides long. RefSeq lists its product as uncharacterized. NCBI's taxonomy places the organism in Eukaryota, Viridiplantae, Streptophyta, Magnoliopsida, Fabales, Fabaceae. The record is from RefSeq and is a predicted model, not a curated record. The transcript is spliced from 2 exons. The coding region runs from base 250 to 714 and encodes 154 amino acids.
UAACUGAAAGGAACUGAAGUAAACAAAAUACCAAUUGACAGUCCUCUGUUUUCAGUUUUCACUUCUCUCUCUCUCUCUCUCUCUCUCUGUCUUCCAAGCACUUUUCACAGGCUUUAACACUGCCAUUGUUGUUCUCAUUUUCACUCUCUCUCGCUUCCUCUGAACCCUGUUCCACUGACCCAAACAACACAAGCUACCCAACAAUGGCAACAGCAUAGCACAACAGAAUCUUCAAUUUCACAGCAAAAAAUGGUGGUGGAAGACCAUAACAACAACAGCAAUGGAUGGCCACCAACUGGAGCUCCACUGAACUUGCAAAGAGAUGAACAUUGGAGCAGCUUUGACAGCUCAGUCAAUGCAGUCUCCUUCGGGUUCGUUGCUACUGCCAUUCUCAUCUCCAUGUUCCUUGUCAUGGCGAUCUUUGAGAGGUUUCUUAGACCCACCUCGCCGCCGAUGUCGCCGCCCGGUCGCCGGAGCUCCGGUGACGUCGAGUCUCAGAUGGGUUUCGGUGGAAAGCUCGGUUACCCAUCACCGAAAAUGAGUGUAUAUGACAGUGGGGUUUCAGUUCUGAUGCCUGGAGAUGCGAUACCUACAUUCAUUGCACACCCUGCUCCUGCCCCGUGUUGUCCCGAGCGGAAUUCAUGGCCUUCUCAUCAGCAAAAUACAUUACCUUGUUCAACUUCCACCACCAGGCCCGUUUCCAAUGAAGUCUGAGAGAUCUGAACAUGACCAAGUUAUGCAUUUUCUGUGAAGAAUAGAUUGUUCCUGGGGUUUGCCUUCCUUCCAUUUUUACCCGGAGGAGUUCUAUAAUUUAUAACAUGUAAUGUAUAUGAUUUAGCUUAGGAAAACUGUUUGGAAAUUGAUUAUCCUCUGAAGAGCAAGAUCAAUUUAUGUUCAAAAGUGCUUUCUUAAUUCUUGUCCAUGAAGGAUGGAGCAUCUGGGAUGUUUCCUUCCUACUGUAAAUAAGUUAUCAAUACUUCUAUCAUGUCCAUGAUCAAGUCAGUAAAUCUUCUAUUAGCCUCCUCUGCUUCAAAUUUCCUAAGAUCUCUGUAUUGUGUUUUA